Messenger RNA from Musa acuminata subsp. malaccensis (wild Malaysian banana), 2242 nucleotides. RefSeq names its product la-related protein 1B. The record is from RefSeq and is a predicted model, not a curated record. Gene Ontology annotation, molecular function: RNA binding. NCBI's taxonomy places the organism in Eukaryota, Viridiplantae, Streptophyta, Magnoliopsida, Zingiberales, Musaceae.
UUUUAACCCUCGCCUCCGCGCACGCUCUCACCGUCGCAGAGAGAGAGAGAGAGAGAGAGAGAGAGACGCGAAGGUUUCCCUUCGCCCGCCGAUCUCUCAUCUGAUCUCUUGUAAUCUUUGGAGAACUCGCACCGCAUUCCAUCGAUCUUCCCUUCCAUCUCGUCACUCUUUGUCGAGAUCAAAUCUUGAUUCAGCUUUUUCUUCUUGUAUUCUCUCUCUCUCGCUCGUUCUUUUGAGAGAUCGCUUCUUGAUCGCCGUUGGCGGCGCAACCCUAACCCUAGAAUCGACGAUCAUGACAACGGCCUUCGAUCCCUCCACCCCCGCGUCCGCCGCAACCGUCAGACGAACCCCUGCCCUCUCCUGGAGCCGCGUCGUUUGUGGUGAGCCCCGAGCCGCCGCCCCUUCCACCUCUGACCCCGCCGACCGCCCUCCGACUCCUGGCACUGCUGCCGAGACCGUUGUCGCCGGCCGAACGUCUCCCUCGCCGCCGCUGGAGGCCGCGGAGCGUGUAAACGACGGCAAUGCGGCCGGACAGAGGCCGGGUUGGAACGUCCCGGCGAAUGGGGCGAGCGAGGGGGAUUCCGUGAUGAGCGUCGGCUCCUGGCCCGCGCUCUCAGAGUUGGCCAUGGCCUUCCCCAGGUCAUCCUCCUCCUCGCAACACUCCAACGUCCCCGCGGAUGGAUCGAACGGCGAUCCAGUGGGGUCUGUGAUCGAAACUCCGCCGCCGAUGGCAAAUUCUAACGAUCCUAACCCACGUUCUAGCCCGUGUCGGCCGAAUUCCACACCUAGUUCAAUGGAUACGAGCAGCACUAGCAGUGCUUCAUCGACCAAUAGUGCACCCGUGUCACCUCAACCAACCCCCACCUUGGAGGAGGCCUUUCCCGUUGGUAUGGAAGUAGGCUGGGAACCUUAUUCCAGGGAUCACAAUAGGGUCAAUAACACAUGGGAUCGCAAUCGAGGCAGUGGUUUCGCACCACAGCACCAUAGCGGCAGUGACCGCCAUGGGGGAUACAAUAGAAACCGGCAGCGAAAUAAUGGUGGUGGGGGAUUCCAUCAUGGAAACCAUGGAAGAAGACAGGAUCAUGAGUGGGGAGGCUAUGACUGGAAUGCUUCUCAAGGUUUUAAUGGUAGAGAUCCACAUAUGACUACCCCACUGGUUCCUCAGUGGGGCUAUUCACGGCCGUUCCUUCAGCAAUCCCCAUAUACUCCAGUUCCAUUCAUUGGCAUUCCUCCGCAUGUCCAGCCCUUUGUAGGUGGUCCCAUGGGCUUCCCGGAUGUUCGUUCUGUCUAUUAUGUUGCGCCAGUGCCACCUUUUGAUCCAAUGGGAAAUGUGCCAUCAGUUUCUCAUCAAGCACCAACUGCAGCACGUCCUACUGUGUUUUUAUCCCCAUUGGAUCAUACGCGUAAUAUGUUAAUGAGGCAAAUUGAGUACUAUUUCAGUCGUGAAAAUUUGUGCAAGGAUUCAUUCUUGAGGGUGCAUAUGGAUGACCAGGGCUGGAUUCCUGUCUCCUUGAUUGCAUCCUUCAAUCGAGUUAGGCAAUUAUCAAGUAGCAUACCAUUUAUAUUGGAUUCGAUCCGAGGCUCAUUGGUUGUGGAAGUACAGGAUGAAAGAGUCAGAAGACGCAGCGAUUGGAUGGAUUGGAUUCUUCCUCGAGCGCAGGGGCAAAAUGGUGUUGUUGCUUCUCCACUUGAGUCUCCAGCAACAUCUGCCCACGACCAAAGUCUUGGAUUGGACGAGGGUCCAUCUUACCGAAGCAACACGAUGGGCCAGUCAGGCGCUGAGACAGUACUUGGUAGUAGCUCAGUUGACCGGCUGCCGGAUGGAGGUCCAGUAGAGAGCCAAAUGGGGGAGGUUGAGGCUACUCAGAAUCAGAAUGAUCCAAGUGUGUGAAAAUUUUUUUGAUUUGGGAGAAUGUGGGCAUUCAUUGUGAAUUGGAGAGCAGUGGCGGGACUUAUGGUAAUGUUCCUUUGGUUUGAGAUUUUUGGUACACUCAAAGGGGAAAAAAAAAUAAAAAUAAAAAAAAUUAAAAAUUAAAAAGAAAACAUUAAAAAAAUCUAAAAGGACAAAUUUAGAUGGAAUAGGUACAUGGAAUUUUUUAUUUUUAUUUUUUUUGUCGAUGGUGUUUGUUGGAUAAAUAAUUCAGUUUAGAGUCGUCAGAACUUUUGUUUAGAAUUUGUGGACAGAUGGAUAUGUGUAUAUAUAUCCAGGAAUUUUGAAUAAUGAAAAUGAGGUAGUUUAGUG